AUUUGGCUUUAUAUGUUUGUUCUUUUGCACAUCACUUUCUGAGAGUGGUUGAUGACUUGGUAUGAGUGGUCCGGGGCUUUUACCUUAUAAAGCUACUUUGGGCUUUUAUUGAGAGAUUUAUUUUGAUUUCCCAAUAAUUUGUUUAUUUUUGCAGAGUAGAAGAUCUAUACAGAGAUUUCUAAGCAACAAUGGCUGCAGAAACAUUGAAGGUUGAAAUCAUUCACAAAGAAACUAUCAAACCCUCUUCUUCAACUCCUCACCAACUUAGAACUCACAAGCUAUGUCUUAUUGAUCAGUUUACUCCUGUUAUGUAUGUCCCACUGCUUCUCUUCUAUCCCAAUAAUGAUCUUGGCGACAAUGGUGUUCCUGAUGAUCAUUCAGAAAAAACCCAGAAACUUAAAAAAACUUUAUCAGAAACUCUCACUCAUUUUUAUCCAUUAGCUGGAAGAAUCAGAAAUUCCGAUUCCAUAGAGUGUAAUGAUAAUGGGGUUGAAUUUGUGGAGGCCAAAAUCAAUUUUCCAUUGACAAAGAUCUUGGAAAAACCAGAUGCCCAAUUUCUGAGACAAUUUCUUGCAGUUGUGCCAGAGAGCAAAGAAGAAGCAAGCAGAGGCCCUUUGCUUGUGGUCCAAGCAACCUUCUUCCAAUGUGGUGCUACUGCCAUUGGUAUAAGCUUUUUACACAAGGUCAUGGACAUAGCCUCAUUGACCAUAUUCAUCAGAAGCUGGUCUGCAAUAACUCUUGGUUUGGAUCAGAUUGUGGUUCCUGAAUUCAGUGCUGCCUCGCUUCUCCCGCCUGCAGAUUUCUCGAACUGUUUGGAGCCUCCGGUGGUGGAAAUGGUUCAAGGAAAGUGUAGAACAAGGAGGCUAGUGUUUGAUGCAUCAAAGAUUUCUGCUUUACAAUGUAAAGCUGCAAGUGAGAGUGUGAAAAAUCCAACAAGAGUUGAAGCUGUUUCUGCAUUCCUUUGGAAAUCUGCAAUGGAAGCUUCAUCAUCUCCAUCAUCAUCAUCAAAGGGUAAUUAUCCAAGCAGGCAUUCUUUGUUUUAUCAGACGGUUAACAUUCGUCCGAGGACUAAUCCUCCAUUGCCAGAGAACCUUGUUGGGAAUCUCUUGGAGAUCUUUCCAGCAAAGACAGAUAAUAGAAGUGGAUCUGAUCUGAAAGACUUGGUUGCAAAGCUGAGGAAAGGAAUGGAAGAAGUUAAAGAAAAUUAUGCCAAAGGAAUUGAUGUGGAAGAGAUUAAGAAAGCACUUGAAGGUUUUGGAAGCCAAUUGGUAGAAAACAAUUAUGAAACUGAUGAAUAUAGUUUCAGCAGUUGGUGUAGGUUUCCAUUUUAUGAGAUUGAUUUUGGAUGGGGAAAACCAAUAUGGGUGAGUAGUUGCAGUAUGGGAUUCAAGAAUUUCAUUGUUCUAAUGGACAGCAGAGAUGGUGAUGGAAUAGAAGCUUGGUUGAUUCUUGAAGAAAAAGACAUGGAAUUUGUUGAAAGAAACCAGGAAUUGCUUGCUUUUGCUGCCUUGGAUCCAAGUGUUAUUUAGUCACAUGUAUUUCAGUAAUAUUCGUUUUUUUUUUUUUUUUUUCUUCCUGUAAUUUGUUUCUGAUUAUGAGGAAAAGUUGAACAACAAAUAUGCAAAUAAAAAGAAAAAUAUUAUGCA
Molecule: messenger RNA, 1646 nt
Organism: Ziziphus jujuba (common jujube)
Lineage: Eukaryota; Viridiplantae; Streptophyta; Magnoliopsida; Rosales; Rhamnaceae
Product: vinorine synthase
Exons: 1
Coding region: 189-1529 (446 amino acids)
Source: RefSeq, a predicted model, not a curated record